This is a messenger RNA of Oryzias melastigma (Indian medaka), 509 nucleotides long. Its product is annotated as dedicator of cytokinesis protein 1. The record is from RefSeq and is a predicted model, not a curated record. Lineage: Eukaryota; Metazoa; Chordata; Actinopteri; Beloniformes; Adrianichthyidae. Gene Ontology annotation, biological process: small GTPase-mediated signal transduction; cell migration. Gene Ontology annotation, molecular function: guanyl-nucleotide exchange factor activity; small GTPase binding. Gene Ontology annotation, cellular component: cytoplasm; plasma membrane. The transcript is spliced from 4 exons. Bases 24 to 494 code for a protein of 156 amino acids.
ACAAAUCAGAGCGGCCCUUCGGCAUGGCCUUUGUCAGACUCAUGAGAAAAGAUGGGACCACACUGAGAGACGGCAGGCAUGACCUUAUCGUCUAUAAGGCGGAUGUGAAAAAAUCAGAGGAUGCAAAGGUUUAUCUCACCUUGCCGGCAACCUGGUCUGAAGUGGAGGAGAAGCAGAACCAAACGGGGAAGCCGUUUCAGCAUUCAGGAGCCAUUCCUGUGACUAAAGACAGCUUCCAGAUCGCCACUCUCACCUGCUCCACUAAACUCACUCAGAAUGUGGACCUGCUUGGCCUUCUGAACUGGAGGUCUAACUCAGAAGAUCUUGACAAGAUCUUGCAAAGACUCAUGGAGGUGGAAGGAGGAGAAAUAGUAAAGUUUCUCCAGGACACUCUCGAUGCUUUGUUCAACAUCAUGAUGGAAACUUCCCAAAAGGACACAUAUGACACCUUGGUGUUUGAUGCUCUGGUUGGUCUUCAUUUAAAUAUUGUUUAAUUUUAUGGAGGUCGU